GAUCCCCCCUCGAUCCUUCUUGUGUUCACAAACAACAUAACAUUCCUUUUCUCUCUCUCUCUAUCUCUCUCUCUCUCCCCCACUUGCCCUAGAAAGGAAGAGGCCAAACACCCUCUUUUCCUCUUGUUUGUUCCUACUUCCUGCAGUUUUGUCAUGAACACUUCCUUCUAAACAGUUUUUGUCAUUCGUUAUCCUUAGUCACACGUGAAAAGAUGGCAUCUCAAGCAGAACUUAGCAUGGAGUACAAGCCCUACACCUAUUCCACACUGCUGAAAUCCUUUGCAGACCAAACUGAUCAGACCUACAAGCUCGAAGACUUUCUUUCUCGCUUAGAGGAAGAACGUCUCAAGAUUGAUGCCUUCAAGCGCGAGCUUCCUCUCUGCAUGCAACUCCUCACCAACGCUGUGGAUGCUUCAAGGCAGCAGCUACAGAACUUCAGAUCAAACCAAGGUACAAGGCCAAUUCUGGAAGAAUUCAUACCCAUAAAGCAUCCAAAUUCUCAAGAAAGCACUGAGAAGGCAUCAAACAUAUCAGACAAGGCGAGUUGGAUGACAUCAGCUCAGCUAUGGAGCCAGGCAAGCGAAGGAACCAAACCAAAAUCCACAAUUACAUCACCAAAAGAAAGUGCUGAUACAGGGUUUAGCGUGAGCCCUAGGCUAGCCCUAGAACAUAGGAAUGGAGGAGCCUUUUUACCAUUCUCAAAAGAAAGAAACUCAUGCCAAGGAAUAGGGGAUCUUCCUGAGUUAGGCCUUGCCUGUUCUGAGAGUGAAAUGGAGGUGAAGAAAUGUGAAGAGACAGAGAAAUGUUCUAAAAGGGAGAAUUCAGGCAAAGGUGGGAGUUUUGAAGGGAUUGUUGAUCAGGGAAAAGUUGCUGCAAUUGCAACCGAGGCACAAACAACUAACACUACAACCACCACAACUAACACUACUGGCCGGAAAGCAAGAAGGUGUUGGUCACCGGACUUGCACCGUCGAUUUGUUAAUGCUCUUCAAAUGCUUGGUGGAUCUCAAGUGGCCACCCCAAAACAGAUUAGGGAGUUGAUGAAGGUUGACGGUUUGACCAAUGAUGAAGUUAAAAGCCAUCUCCAGAAAUAUAGACUUCACACUAGAAGACCCAGCCCAAGCCUACAUGCAGGAGCACCAACACCACAACUUGUAGUCCUUGGAGGAAUUUGGGUGCCACCGGAAUAUGCCACUGCUGCCGCACACUCCGAUGGCACCAGCUUCUACAGCCCACAUCCCACCUCACACGUGCCACCGCAACACUACUGUGCAGCCACCCCGAUGUCUCAAGAGUUCUACAACUCAGCUCCGUCACUGCCGUUGCCACCACCACACGACCACACUCUCCACCACCAUUUUCACAUGUACAAGACAGCACCACACACCCAAAGCUCUCCAGAAUCAGAUGUUCGGAGCGGUGGCGACCGAUCUGAGAGCAUCGAGGAUGGGAAGUCGGAGAGUGGUAGCUGGAAAGGAAGUGGAGAGAAGAAAGGUUUGGCUGCACUGAGAGAUCAAGAAGGGGAAGACAGCACUGGGAGUGAGAUCACACUUAGAUUCUAGGGCUUAUGUGGUCACUGUGUAUUAAUUAUUAUUCUUAGAACUAGGGUUUUUUUACUUUGAUCAUUUUAAUCUUAACAAGAGUGAAUCGAAGUAACUUGAAGGAAAAUAUAUCCUCAUAAUUUGAACUUUU
Molecule: messenger RNA, 1692 nt
Organism: Vigna angularis (adzuki bean)
Lineage: Eukaryota; Viridiplantae; Streptophyta; Magnoliopsida; Fabales; Fabaceae
Product: myb family transcription factor EFM
Exons: 4
Coding region: 213-1562 (449 amino acids)
Biological process (GO): regulation of DNA-templated transcription
Molecular function (GO): DNA-binding transcription factor activity; DNA binding
Source: RefSeq, a predicted model, not a curated record